Molecule: messenger RNA, 3223 nt
Organism: Callorhinus ursinus (northern fur seal)
Lineage: Eukaryota; Metazoa; Chordata; Mammalia; Carnivora; Otariidae
Gene: ASAH2
Product: N-acylsphingosine amidohydrolase 2
Biological process (GO): sphingosine biosynthetic process; long-chain fatty acid biosynthetic process; ceramide catabolic process
Cellular component (GO): extracellular region
Molecular function (GO): N-acylsphingosine amidohydrolase activity
Source: RefSeq, a predicted model, not a curated record
CCUUUGUUGGGCUCUCUUUAUGAGGAGGGCAUUUUACGUGUAUUAUCUUGUUAACCCUCACAAAACCAGAAGGUUAGUUACUACCCCGUCUUGCAGAAGGUGACUGAUUGGGCUUCCGGUUUCCGCCGUCUCCCCAGCAUCCCACACCCCCCAAAUACUGUGAGUGUUCAUAGAUUGUACAGGAAGAGUCAGCCGUGGGAGAAAUCGGUGCCUGUGCUGGAAAAGCCAAGUGGUACACCUCGUUAUGAACUGAAUAGUAGGCAAUCCACAUCAUGAGGAAACUUACUUCGAGCAAAUCCAGACUUGAUACUCUGCUUAUCAGCACCUUAAAGUUCUUCUCUGUCUGCUGGUUCAGCACGAGUCACAAGAAAAUUAAGCAACCUGCUAGGUCCAGACUCCAGCCUUCAGAGGUUUCAGAACGUGCUGAGAAAUCUUGGCUGAGCAACGUGAAAGGCGAAAGGAGCGAGAAUCUGGACUUGCUUUACUGGGAUGCAGGAUUUCUUUUGAUUGUUUGAAUCAGGAGAGAUGGCCAAACGCACCUUCUCCACGUUAGAGACAUUCCUGAUCUUCCUCCUCGUGUUGAUGACCGCUGUCACGGUAGCCCUUCUCAGCCUCCUGUUUAUCACCAGUGGGACCAUUGAAAAUCACAAAGAUUCCGGUUUUCCGGCCACCCAGAGCUCCCCGACCACCCAGAGCUCCCCAACCAUCCUGGGCUCCACAGCCAGUCAAGGCUUGACAAUCACCAGUGGCUCUAGAACCACCCAGGCACCUCCCGUGAUUACUACUCCAGACCCUCCUCUGUUUCAGAACUUUAGUGGCUACCAUAUUGGUGUUGGGCGAGCUGACUGCACAGGACAAGUAGCAGAUAUCAACUUGAUGGGCUACAGUAAGACUGGCCAGAAUGCACAGGGCAUUCUCACAAGGCUGUACAGUCGUGCUUUCAUCAUGGCGGAGCCCGAUGGGUCAAAUCGAGUGGUGUUUGUCAGCGUCGACAUAGGCAUGGUAUCCCAACGACUUAGGCUUGAGGUCCUGAACCGACUGCAGAGUAAAUACGGCUCCCUGUACAGAAGAGACAACAUCAUCCUGAGCGGCACUCACACUCACUCGGGACCAGCGGGAUUUUUCCAGUAUACCGUAUUUGUCAUCGCCAGUGAAGGGUUUAGCAAUCGAACUUUUGAAUACAUGGUCACUGGCAUCGUGAAGAGCAUCGAGAUGGCGCACAAAAACAUGAAACCAGGCAAAAUCUUUAUCAACAAAGGAAUUGUGGAAGGUGCCCAGAUCAACCGAAGCCCCUCUUCUUACCUUCAGAAUCCUGAGUCAGAGAGGGCCAGGUAUUCUUCAAAUACCGACAAAGAAAUGGUCGUCCUAAAAAUGGAAGAUUUGAACGGAGCUGAACUGGGCCUUCUCAGCUGGUUUGCCAUCCAUCCGGUCAGCAUGAACAAUAGCAAUCAUCUCGUCAAUAGCGACAACAUGGGCUAUGCCUCUUACCUUUUUGAGCAAGAGAAGAACAAAGGCUACCUACCUGGACAGGGACCGUAUGUAGCAGCCUUUGCUUCAUCAAACCUGGGAGAUGUGUCCCCCAAUAUUCUUGGCCCACGCUGUGUCAACACAGGAGAGUCUUGUGAUAAUGCCAAUAGCUCUUGUCCUAUCGGUGGGUCUAGCACGUGCAUUGCUAUGGGACCAGGAGAGGAUAUGCUCAACAGCACGCAGAUUAUAGGACGGAUCAUAUACCAGAGAGCGAAGGAACUAUAUGCCUCUGCCUCCCAGGAGGUCACUGGACCACUGGCUGCAGCUCAUCAGUGGGUGAAUAUGACGGAUGUCACCAUCCAACUCAACUCCACACACACGGCAAAAACGUGUAAACCAGCACUGGGCUACAGUUUUGCGGCUGGGACAGUCGACGGAUUUGGGAGCCUCAAUUUUACGCAGGGGACAACAGUAGGGGAUCCAUUUUGGGACAGUCUUCGGGAUCAAAUCCUGGGCAAGCCAUCUGAAGAAAUCAAACAGUGUCAUAAACCAAAGCCAAUCCUUCUUCAUACUGGAGAGUUGACAAAACCUCAUCCCUGGCACCCAGAUAUUAUUGAUGUUCAAAUUAUCACGAUUGGGUCCUUGGCCAUAACUGCCAUCCCUGGGGAGUUGAUGACCAUGUCUGGACGAAGACUUCGAGAGGCAGUUCAAACAGAAUUUGCAACCAAUGGGAUGCAGAAUAUGACCAUUGUUAUUUCGGGUCUGUGCAAUGUGUAUACACAUUACAUUACCACCUUUGAAGAAUACCAGGCUCAGCGGUACGAGGCGGCAUCUACAAUUUAUGGACCACACACUCUGUCUGCUUACAUCCAGCUCUUCAGAGGUCUUGCGAAGGCCAUUGCUACGGAUACAGUAGCCAACCUGAGCAGAGGUCCAGAGCCUCCAUUUUUCAAACAACUGAUAGCCUCAUUAAUUCCUAAUGUCGUGGAUAAAGCACCAAUAGGCAAAACUUUUGGGGAUGUUCUGCAGCCUCCAAAACCUACAUACAGAUUGGGAGAAGUUGCUGAAGUUACAUUCGUAGGCGCUAACCCAAAGAAUUCAGCAGAAAACCAGACCCAUCAGACCUUCCUCACUGUUGAGAAAUACGAAGCUGCAUCAGCAACAUGGCAAAUAGUGCAUAAUGAUGCCUCCUGGGAGACUCGUUUCUAUUGGCACAAGGGACUGCAGGGUCACAGCAAUGCCAUCAUCCAAUGGCAUAUUCCAGACACUGCCCAGCCUGGAACCUACAGAAUAAGAUACUUCGGACACAAUCGGAAGCAGGACUUUCUCAAGCCGGCAGUCAUCCUUCCAUUUGAAAGCACUUCCUCCACCUUUGAAGUAGUAACUACUUAAUGAAGAGUUGAUAGUUCAUUGAAAGGGCAGCCACACUCUGUAAUUUAUAAAAAUUAUUUCACAUGAAUGUAAACUGUGAUGAUGACUUCGAUAAUUGUCCCUGUUGGGGGACAGAUAGUUUACUGCGAGUGGGAGAGAGGGGUGUGUGUGUAUGUGGGUCCCAUUCGCCUUGCUCUAGGAGCUUCACACCCCUGAUGGUCUAGACCCUAAUGCAUGAUAUCAGGGCCCUGCGGCUAUUUGAAGGAACACGUCCCCUCAAUAUGAAGCCUCUGGAAAAUGAGUGAGUGAGAGUUCUUGGAGGUGUGUGAACCACGGUACACCUAUUUAUGUAUAGAAUUAUUGAAUGUUAGUGCUGGCAAAGUUU